AUGACCAACAUAAUGGAAAGAUUCGUUAAGCCGGAAGUUUUAAAAAAUAUAGAAUCUUUUAAAAUUGAUCUCGAAAGUACUAAUAAUUUAUUAACUACAAAUAGUAUUGACAUUGGAUAUACAACAAGAGACGCACUUAGACAUACCAAAAAUAUUUCGCAGCUUAAAAUUUUACAAUUUAAAAAUACUUGCCGCACAUGCCUUAAGAUUUUUAUCUGUAAAAUUUUGAAUCGAUCGCCGCUCAAUUAUAAAUUAGUAAAAGCAAUCUCUUGUGUUGAUCCGUCAAUAGCUGCUAAUGAAGGUAUUGCAAAAGCACGCCUGAAUACCACACACAUUGCAGAUAUUUGUGGAAAAUAAAAUUAUUACAGGAACACAAGCUGAUCAGA
Molecule: messenger RNA, 386 nt
Organism: Cyphomyrmex costatus
Lineage: Eukaryota; Metazoa; Arthropoda; Insecta; Hymenoptera; Formicidae
Exons: 1
Coding region: 1-357 (118 amino acids)
Source: RefSeq, a predicted model, not a curated record